Topomyia yanbarensis is the source of this 1242-nucleotide messenger RNA. RefSeq names its product heterogeneous nuclear ribonucleoprotein R (gene Syp). Bases 229 to 1242 code for a protein of 337 amino acids. The record is from RefSeq and is a predicted model, not a curated record. Gene Ontology annotation, molecular function: mRNA binding. Lineage: Eukaryota; Metazoa; Arthropoda; Insecta; Diptera; Culicidae. Gene Ontology annotation, cellular component: ribonucleoprotein complex; nucleus. The transcript has 7 exons.
ACACGUACACGGAGGCUGCGGUAAUUGGUCGGUUAGACCGGUGAAACUUCCUCUACCAAAAAAAAAGUAGAAGCGUUCAGUUAUCCACGGAUCAUCAGUGAAAAAUUCUAAAACCAGCGGUCCCCCGCACGUGACGGCGUUUGGUUGGUGCAAUUUUGCGGGUGAAGAAAUUUUACCGGAAGAAGGAAGUACAUUUUCUUGGGGCACCCUUCCCGCUAGGGAUUCGGCAUGGAAACUGGAGCUCCGGCAAGGGGAAGAAAACCGUGCAAAGAAAUGGCCGAAGGUAAUGGUGAAGUGGUGGACGAAAUGGCGAACCAGAAAAUGGGCGAAGGCGCUGGUGAUGGCGAACGGACAGAAGACUACACCAAACUGCUAGAGUAUGGGCUCGACAAAAAGGUUGCCGGCAAACUGGACGAUAUCUACAAAACCGGCAAACUCGCUCACUCCGAACUGGACGAGCGAGCCCUGGAUGCACUGAAAGAGUUCCCCGUGGACGGUGCCUUGAAUGUGCUGAGCCAGUUCCUAGAAUCCAACCUGGAGCAUGUGUCGAACAAAUCGGCCUACCUGUGCGGGGUUAUGAAAACCUACCGACAGAAAAGCAGAGCCACCCAACAAGGACUUCCCACACCUGCAAUAACAGUACAAGCGAAAGGUCCCGACGAGGACAAGAUCAAAGCGAUUCUGGAACGCACAGGAUACACACUCGACGUGACCACAGGACAACGAAAGUACGGGGGGCCUCCUCCAAACUGGGAAGGUGGCACUCCGGGCAACGGUUGUGAGGUUUUCUGCGGUAAGAUACCAAAGGAUAUGUACGAGGACGAGCUGAUACCGCUGUUUGAGAAGUGCGGUAAAAUAUGGGAUCUCCGCCUGAUGAUGGACCCGAUGACGGGUACGAAUCGGGGCUACGCUUUCGUCACCUUCACCUCGCGAGACGCCGCCUGCAAUGCAGUGAGGGAGCUGAAUGAUUAUGAAAUUCGGAAAGGCAAAAAGAUUGGUGUUACGAUAUCAUUUAACAAUCACCGGCUCUUUGUCGGGAAUAUUCCUAAGAAUAGGGAUCGCGAUGAGUUGUUAGAGGAAUUUGCUAAAUACGCACCCGGCCUAAUGGAAGUGAUAAUCUACAGUUCACCGGACGACAAGAAGAAGAAUCGGGGAUUCUGUUUCCUCGAGUACGAAUCACACAAAGCGGCUUCGCUAGCGAAGCGGCGACUCGGAACAGGCAGGAUAAAGGUAAGGGUUUAG